CGGUGGCAGUCAGAGCUCAGCACUCAGUUGAAGCGCUACGUAUUACGUGUAGGUGUGUCUGCUGGGUUGUGGGUGUCUGUUCGUGCGUGUUUGUGAUCAAUAGAAGAAGCAACAACAAAAAGAAAAGCAGCAGCAGCAGUAGCAACAGGAGCAGCAACUGCAACCAAGCGUCGCUUGUUGUGUCUGUACCGUGUGUCCUAUCAGUGCCAGUGAUUCCCCGGGAGGGGGUGCAUUUUGUGUGGAGUGUUUUAGGGGGCUCUCGUGCCUGCUGAUUACGUCGUGCACUGUGUUUACGUCUUGUUUGUAGCGUUUGCAAUCACCAAUAGCUUCGCGCUCUCUCUCUUUCUCUUUCUAUCUCUCUGUAAACCAAACGCGACAAUCACAAAGCAACUGCCAAGAUGAGCGCACGCCGAGGACUUCGUACGCGCGUCUACGACGCCAACAUGAGCAUGGUGGAGAACAACUACAAGGCGGCACUGGAGCGCCUGGAAAGGAGCCGUCGUGCCACUUCUCUUGAGCGUGAAGCGAAGCCACGUGCCUCACCGUUCACUGGAGGCGCUUCCGCUGCUCUCGCCAACCGGUACGACUUCAACGGUUCCAUCGUCGAUGAGGAACUGCAGGCCGCCCGUAGCCGUGCCUCGAAGGUGAUCCACGAGAAGUCGGUCAUCGAUCAGCGGGCUGAGCAGUUCCGCAGCACCAGCCUGGCACCGGCUCCCCUCAACUCGGUGCUGCUCGAGAACGAGUUCGACGAUCAGGUUCAGGCCACCCUCGAUCGGAUCCGGGCAAGCAAAACGCUCCUCAGCCAGCUGCAGUCGGAUGAUGCGCUGGAAUCGUACCGCAGUGAUACACGCUCGAAGCUGAGCGAACAGACGGCACGGAAGCUGGCGGAGAAGGCUGUGUCGAACUAUGACGACGAGGAGUUUGCAUCGACCGGUAUGACCACGCGGAAGGCACUUAAGAUUCGUGCGACGAGUGAGCUGCAGAGCACGACCAAGAGCAGCAGCAGCAGCAGCAAGUGGCAGGACGAGACGGCGGAAUCGUACGCCAGCAAGCGGGCCAAUGCGACCCGGGCCCGGCUCCAGGACAUUGAUCAGGAGAUUGAGGAUUUCGAGCAGAAGCAGGCGGCCCGGGCACGCCGCUCGGCUCAGCUGAAGCAGUUGCUGGCCGAAACGGCCGCCGAAGACAUUGUACCGGCCAGCCAAAGUGCCCACGCGGACGGUACCAAGAUCACCACCGGGGUGGUCAAGUUUAAGUCCACGCAGAAGAAGAUGGUUAGCUUUUAAGGAGGGGCCAGGACGAGAGAGAGAGAGAAAGAGCGCGCGUAUGUGAAGGUUCUGUUGGAUUCUGGAGGCUGUGGUCCUCCGCUCCCAUUCUUUCUUCUUCCUCCAUUCUCCACUCCAUUUUGUGUGUAUGUGUGUAUGUGUGUUGCGCACUUCUUUAAAUACAUUACGCGAUCCCGUAAAGUGUUAGGCAAUUUUAGCUGGUAAGAGGUUGUAGUUUCGUUUCGCAGAAAAAAAGUCAAGACAGCCCCCGCCACGGGAAAUCGCCACCACAAACCCCUCGCACCGAUGUUCCGAUGACGCAGGCGGCAAUCGAUCAUCUCGAUCACUCCCGAUAGCAGCCGCAGCAGCAGCGUCUGCUGGCAGUUAGUAGGAAGUGGCAUGUUGACGACUUAAAAAUACCACAUUCGCGAGUCGGACCGGCGUUCCGCGUUAGAUUACGUCAGACAGGCGGACGGUCGGUGCCGCCCUCACGUGUUUGCCGGUGCUCUAUCUGUGCGUGUGCUCGGGGAGAGUGUUUGUGUGCCAAACCAAGAGGUAUCAAUGGAAGACAGCGCGAGAACAGGCGAAACGGGCGUAUAUAAUGCAUAAAAUAAAUUAUGUU
This is a messenger RNA of Anopheles aquasalis, 1884 nucleotides long. RefSeq lists its product as uncharacterized. NCBI's taxonomy places the organism in Eukaryota, Metazoa, Arthropoda, Insecta, Diptera, Culicidae. The record is from RefSeq and is a predicted model, not a curated record.